Messenger RNA from Pecten maximus, 2427 nucleotides. RefSeq names its product monocarboxylate transporter 12-like. Gene Ontology annotation, biological process: monocarboxylic acid transport; transmembrane transport. Lineage: Eukaryota; Metazoa; Mollusca; Bivalvia; Pectinida; Pectinidae. The record is from RefSeq and is a predicted model, not a curated record. Bases 202 to 1599 code for a protein of 465 amino acids. The transcript has 8 exons. Gene Ontology annotation, molecular function: monocarboxylic acid transmembrane transporter activity.
AUUUCUUUCAGUAAGACUCACAUAAGGAAGAUAUGGCUUUUGGUCAGGAUUUGGGCAUUCAUUCUAACUGUGUUUCGCUGGAUUCAGUAUCAUCUGUUUAUUCACUAUCGAUGACUACUAAAUGCAGCUGCUCCCAUGCAAUGUUAGAGUGACAAAACGGGUAUCGUCUAAAAGUGAGCUUUUAUCAUAUUGUUCAUCUUCAUGCAACAUCACUCAAGGAUGAAGGCUGUGGAACAAUCGGUUGGGGAUACAACCGACGAAACAUCAGAUUGUGAGAAGUCCGUCCAGCCACCCGACGGCGGACGGGGAUGGGUUGUGACUAUUUCCAGUUUCUUCAUCUGUAUGGUGGUAGAUGGCGUCAAUGGGAUUUUUGGUAUAUUUUACCCGGAAUUAUUAUCUGCCUUUGGUGGAAGCAAAGGAAAGACACAAAUAAGCAGCUCUGCUAUGUUCGGAACACUUCUCGUAUUAGCACCUGUAAGUGGAGUCCUGAUGGAGAAAUACGGUCAUCGGAAGGUGGCAAUCUGUGGAGGAUUAAUCUCCAGUACCGGAUUAUUUCUCUCCACGUUUUCACCCAACCUGGACGUCAUGAUCCUGCUGUAUGGAUUCGUUGGGGGGUUUGGAAUGGCCUUACUCUAUCCCACGUCACUAGUCGUCGUUGGCAUGUACUUCGAAAAACGAAGAGCUCUUGCAACUGGGAUAGCAGUGUCCGGAUCUGGAAUUGGUACCUUGGUGUUCGCCCCUCUUAGUGAGAUUCUUCUGGAGACGUAUGGCUGGCGCGGGACAAUAUGGUUAAUGUCAGCUGUUGUUCUCAACACUGUGGUUUGUGGUUCAUUUUACAGACCUAUUGGUAGACAAGAAAGUAUGACAGCCAAGUCUGAAACCACGAAGAAAAAUUGUAUACUGAAUGUAUUCGAUUUAUCGUUGCUGACAUACCCAGUUUUCAUACUACACGCCUUUUCAGGUUUUCUUUAUUCGAUAGCUUAUAACAUUCCGUUAAGCUACCUGCCAGCACAGGCCAAGUUUGUUGAAAUAUCAUCACAGGAAAGUGCCCUUUUGAUUUCUAUCAUCGGGAUAUCAGGCACUAUAUCACGUAUUCUGAUUGGUUACAUAUCAGACAAACGUUGUGUUAACACCCUCGUCCUGAACAGUACAAUGCUGAUGAUUGGUGGUUUAGCAACCUGUUUCGUUCCAUAUUACACAACGUUUAGCGCCCUUUCUUUGUAUUCAGCUACAUAUGGAGCAGUUGCAGCAACCUUUGUCUCUGUGAUGACUAUCAACCUGGUGAAACUGAUGGGAUUACAAAACCUGCCCCGUACACUUGGAUUAUAUUUUCUGUGUAUGGGGAUUGGAUCAUUCAUCGGAUCUCCAGUAGCAGGUGCUUUGUCGGAAACAUCCAGAAAUUACAAUAAUGCCUUUUAUUUCGGUGGAGUCGCCAUGGGGUUAGCAGGCUUAGUUAGUUUGCCACUUACUCACUUGGCUAAUCGGAAACAAAACAGGACUGCCGACAUCAACGGAUUUACCAACAGGAGUUUUACCCUUGAACAGAUAACAUCUAUUUCUCUGAAGUCAUUAAAACAUGUAUCAUACACAUCAACAUGACCGAAAUCCGCUUGCUAUUGCAAAAUUUGGGGGCAUUGUCGGGCUUGGGGUAAUAGGCAAAAGAAAGUUGUUCAGAAAAAAAAAAUGGAGAAAAUCUAAAAUCCUGUUUUAAUCGCCUUUAAUAUUUCAGUGGCAGUUUUUUUUAUUGAAACCACGUUUGCUUAGGAUACAUGUAUGUCACCAAACACGUCCAUGCGAUGUGUCUAUUAAUAAUCCAUAAGAAUAUCAUGCGGUGAUCACGUGAUGUGUAUUUGCUCAGAGUUGUGCAUUUGAAGUAUGGCAUAUUACACAAGAUACAUGCCUUGGCCAUCUGUUUAUAACAAAACAAACGAGGUUAUGUUUGGCCAGUAGAUCUAGUUCAGUUCUAGAUGACGAAAUGGGUAAAUGCUAUAAAUGGUUUUGAACAACAUCGUCGAUUGCCUUUUUUUUUUUUUUUCACAGAUGAAAAAAAAUAUUAAAUUAGCCUGAUUCGCCUUAAUGGAUAUUGACUUCAAAAACAAGACGACCUUAGAAAUAAACCAGCUUCGUCUAUUCAUUUUUCUAUUACUUCGGGGAUUACUUACCAAAUACGAACAUUAACUAAGGCUUAUCAACGAUUUUUAGUCUGAGAAGAGAUCUUAUUUUGCAUUGUUUUAUUUAUUUUUUGUCUUCUUAAUCUUACAGAAAUACUAUCUAUCUAUUAUCUAACAAAUGCGCUCAAUGUUAAAAGACUUCAUCACAGACUCAUGUUUGUAGGGUAAAACUAAACCACAAGGAUACGAGUGUGCAGUGCUUGAUAGUAUUCCUAUAAUCAAUCGAUAAUUCAAUAAAAAAACAUUAUGAAGAUUU